AUGUUCUUUGAAGAAAACCUUAACGACACGGUGGAGUAUGAGUCGCUCUUGGACGCUGGCGGUGCGCCGACGCGGCCCCUGUCGCAGGCCAGCGACGGCGGUGCCUCUUCAGGCGCACCUUCUAUGAGCGGCAUCAGCACCACCUUCGGAGUUGACGGUCUCCCGUUGGAGCCAACUGGAUCAGGGGUUGGGGCGGCGGCUAAAAUGCAAAGCGCGUCCGCGGCGGCGAUUCAGCUGCUGAUAGAAGCCACCGCAAAUGAACGCUUCAGCCCCGAGGUGCUGCCCUACCCCGUGACCACCAUCAGCACCGUUGUCCGCUUGAUUCAGCGAACACAGGAACGGGUGGAGGCGAUGGUGGUGGAGGAGAAGCGUCAAGGGGCCGCGCGCUCACUCUUGCCUUUCCGCCCGUCAGACAUCAUGUGCUUGGAGAUGCAGCGCAUUCAGUUUUUCUUGUGUGAGCUGCUGCGAUGUCGACUGCGCAAGAUCGAGCAUCUCGCCAUGUCCAUCUACUACGAAGGGCUGGUGUCUGGGCAGUCCUCCAUGUCGCAGACAGGGCUAGGUCAGGCAGAUGAGGCUGAAGCGUUCCCCUCUGCUUCUACUGCCGCUGCUCUACCAGAGGUGCGUGUACCGCAGCGGCAAAACUUGUCACUCAAGGAACAGUGGGUGGCGGAUCGACUGGCGCAAAGCGCGCACGCGGCGUUGAUGGAGUCGGGCCUGCAAUCGAUGCCGGCUGCGCUGCAGCAUCUUGUUCCCUAUCCUUCCGAGGCGGAGGGGCUGGAGAUACUACCGGAGCCGGACCUUGGGGCGUACGUGUUCGGUGUGGCUCUCGAAGAUUUGGGUGUUGUGAAUCUCGGCGAGGGUGGCCAAGACGCUUCGCGUGCCAUCAACGCCGGCGAAUUGUUCCUCACUCCCUACCACAAUUUUCGUCCGUACGUUAUGUCAGGGCAAGUGCGGCUGGUAUGA
Leishmania mexicana MHOM/GT/2001/U1103 is the source of this 963-nucleotide messenger RNA. RefSeq lists its product as hypothetical. The transcript has a single exon. The record is from RefSeq and is a predicted model, not a curated record. Gene Ontology annotation, biological process: double-strand break repair via break-induced replication; DNA-templated DNA replication. NCBI's taxonomy places the organism in Eukaryota, Euglenozoa, Kinetoplastea, Trypanosomatida, Trypanosomatidae. Gene Ontology annotation, cellular component: GINS complex. The coding region runs from base 1 to 963 and encodes 320 amino acids.